Messenger RNA from Naegleria gruberi, 810 nucleotides. RefSeq lists its product as uncharacterized. Bases 1 to 810 code for a protein of 269 amino acids. The transcript has a single exon. NCBI's taxonomy places the organism in Eukaryota, Heterolobosea, Eutetramitea, Acrasida, Naegleriidae. The record is from RefSeq and is a predicted model, not a curated record.
AUGCAGUUCAAUCUGAAAGGUUUAACUCUACAAAAUUUAUAUCCCUCAAUUAUUAGCACUUCAACACUCUUCGUUCCAAAUAGAGAAACAAAGAAAACCAACACGAUUGAGUUUACAAUUUAUGAUCAUGAUAGAAUUGGUAGAAAUGAAAAGAUUGGAAAGUGCUUUCUUCCACUUUCGUGUAUUUUCGAUGGUUGUCCAGUUGAAUGUGAAGAUGAGAGUGGAAAUGGUCCUCCUUGGUGGUUGUAUCUUUCAGAUUCUCAGUCAAUUGUGCAAGAUUUUCAUAAUUUGGUAAAUAUUCCACCAACUCCCACUCCUACAAUGAAACAAGCAGAAUUUGUCAAUUUUUCAGAUGAAGAAAUUGAAGAAAUACAAGAAAUGUCACAAUCUCAUGACAUUGACUUGACAGCAUCCAAAUAUGUUCAAGUCAAUUGGGGAGAUUUAUGGAAAUCAUAUGAAUAUAAGCAAGCAAUGUAUGAUCAGAAGAAGAAACCUCAUUAUUUACAAUUAGAAAUUCAAUUAGAAUCUCAAUUCGUUGAGAAUGGAUUCUUAGAGAGAUCUCGAACUAAACCCUUAUUGAUUAUUGAAGCGCUAUUGGUGAAUGUUUCGAUUGGAAAGCAAGCUUCAACUGCUUUGAAGAAUGGACCUUCGGCAGUGCCACCAAUUCAUGUUUCGUCUAGUGUUGGAGAAUCGUCUACAAUUCCAGUCACACCUGAACAACCACAAGAGAAACAUUUGCCAAGAUUGUCAUUUUCAAAACUUUCAAGAAGUUUCAGAUUACAAAAUUCACCUCCAACUUCAAAACCGUGA